AUCUUAUUUAAUUUUGGUUUCUGCUGAUCACGCUCUUCUCUCUCUCUCUAGAGUCCGACGUUUCUCUCUCUAGAUUUCGAUCCAUUCGCAAGCAAUUUUCCGAUUACCCGGUCAUCGAUUCUCCGCAAUGCCCACCGAUCAAGCCGAAAUCACCACCGACGAGGUUUUGAGUAGAGAUAUUCCAUGGGAAACUUAUAUGACUACUAAGCUGAUCACGGGGACAGGGCUUCAGCUGCUGCGGCGAUACGAUAAGAAACCCGAGAACAAGAAGGCUGAUUUGCUUGAUGAUGAUGGUCCGGCUUAUAUUCAUGUUUUUGUUAGCAUUUUGCGUGACAUAUUCAAGGAAGAAACUGUAGAGUAUGUUUUGGCUCUGAUUGAUGAAAUGCUUUCUGCAAACCCCAAAAGAGCAAGACUGUUUCAUGACAAGUCUCUUGCUGGCGAGGAUCUAUACGAACCUUUCAUAAGAUUACUCUGGAAAGGUAACUGGUUUAUUCAAGAGAAGAGCUGUAAGAUACUCUCUUUGAUAGUAAGCGGAAGGCCAAAAUCCCAAGAUGCCAAUGCUAAUGGGGAGUCAAGUUCAAAGCAGACAACCACUACUAUAAAUGAUGUAUUGAAGGGACUAGUUGAGUGGUUGUGUACACAGCUGAAGAACCCAUCUCAUCCCAGUCGUGGCAUUCCAACAGCUAUUAAUUGCCUUGCAACUUUACUGAAAGAGCCUGUUGUGCGAUCUUCAUUUGUUCAAGCAGAUGGAGUGAAGUUGCUGAUUCCUCUAAUUACUCCAGCAGCCAAUCAACAAUCCAUCCAGCUCCUUUAUGAAACCUGCCUUUGUGUAUGGCUCCUAUCAUACUAUGAACCUGCAAUUGAGUACUUGGCCACUUCUAGAUCCUUGCCACGGUUGAUUGAAGUUGUUAAAGGCUCGACAAAGGAAAAAGUUGUCAGGGUAGUUAUUCUGACUCUUAGGAAUUUGCUGCACAAAGGUACAUUUGGUGCUCAGAUGGUAGACCUGGGAUUGCCUCAGGUUGUUCAGAAUUUAAAAGCUCAGGCAUGGAGUGACGAGGAUCUGCUGGAAUCUCUGAAUCAAUUGGAAGAAGGAAUGAAAGAUAACAUCAAGAAGCUAAGUUCAUUCGAUAAGUAUAAGCAGGAAGUCCUCCUCGGACAUCUGGAUUGGUCACCUAUGCAUAAAGAUCUUAUAUUCUGGCGGGAAAACAUUACGAGCUUUGAAGAACAUGAUUUUCAGAUUCUGAGGGUUCUGAUCACAAUCUUGGACACAUCAUCUGAUCCAAGAACACUUGCUGUAGCUUGCUAUGAUCUGUCGCAGUUCAUUCAGAACCAUCCUGCUGGUCGAAUAAUUGUGACCGACCUCAAAGCCAAGGAUCGGGUUAUGAAAUUGAUGAACCAUGAGAAUGCAGAGGUUACUAAGAAUGCCUUGCUCUGCAUCCAAAGGCUCUUUCUAGGUGCCAAAUAUGCAAGCUUUGUGCAGGUUUAGUUAUAUAUAUAUUGUUUAUUCUAAAAGUUAUUGGUUUUUCCAUCUAAAAUCGUGAGGUUUUUUUUCUUUUCGAAACGGACGGCCGAAGUUUGUGUGUGUAUUAUUUAAUUAUUUCAGAUCGGGCUGUGCCCAUUUUCGUCUGUUGUUAAUAGUGAUCGAUGGUUACUUUGUAUUUUUCUUACACACCAUCCAAUAAGUUGACAAUGGUUGCAUUUGUUGAUGUGAUCUGUAAUUGUCAUGUUAUCUUUUUGGGCCAAAAUUUGACCUAAAUAUUUAAGUAUUUUUUUUGUAUUGAUCAAUUUUUACCAUGUAUUUGUU
Messenger RNA from Erythranthe guttata (spotted monkey flower), 1804 nucleotides. RefSeq names its product V-type proton ATPase subunit H. Lineage: Eukaryota; Viridiplantae; Streptophyta; Magnoliopsida; Lamiales; Phrymaceae. The record is from RefSeq and is a predicted model, not a curated record. Gene Ontology annotation, molecular function: heme binding; proton-transporting ATPase activity, rotational mechanism; protein binding. Gene Ontology annotation, biological process: proton transmembrane transport. Gene Ontology annotation, cellular component: vacuolar proton-transporting V-type ATPase, V1 domain.